AUGAUUCUUGCAUAUGGCGCCUAUUGGGGUACAGCUUACGCGGGCUACGCCUUGAUCUACACCCCAGGAUAUUACGUCCAUACCUGGGACCUGCACAACAAGGAUCUUAUAAGGCCUCUCUACUUAAUACUUAUCUAUGGCUGCUGCUACUCGGCCGUCCUACCUCUAAUCAAGACUGCGAUCCUGCUAGAUUGGUGCAGAAUAUUCGUUCCCAUAAACCGCAUGAGAAACGUCUUCUGGUGGGGUUGUGUAUCCGUUAUAUCUCUUCAGUGUGUAUGGGGUGUGCUGUGCAUCCUAUUAUUGAACAUGCAAUGCAGGCCUCAUGAAGCCAUCUGGAAGUUCUAUCUUCCAAGCAAAUGCUACUCUCUCCCCGACGUGAUGCUCACCUCUGCCAGCGUCCAAGUGGCGUCCGACAUAACGAUGUUCUUCCUGCCUCAGAGAAUUAUCUGGCGUCUUCAAAUGAACUGGCAAAAGAAGAUCGGAAUAUCGAUCAUUUUCGGCGUCGGUAUACUCGCCUCCGUCGCCGCAUGCUUCCGCCUCUCCCACACCGUCGCCUUUGCCAACACAACCGAUACCAUGUAUCUCAUCGGCCCACUACUUUUCUGGGCCUGUGGAGAAAUGACCUGUGGAUUUUUCAUCCUCAGUGUACCCUGCCUGUCUAAGCUCAUCAUUGAGUCUGGACUUCCCCGUAGCGUGAAGCAGUCACUCGGCUUUGGUUCUAAACCCAGUGAGCCUUCAUACGAGGAGUCGGAGCAACCACAUCGCUCAGGACGUUCUGAUGCAUUGCGCUCACAUCCUAUGAGACCAUGGCUAAAGAACACAGACACAUUAUGGUCUAAGAUUGGAGAUGAAGAUCAGGAUCAUCCUGUUCUGAGGGAUUCGGGAAAGUCGGAGUCGCAGACGAGUCUUCAUAGAGCACGCGCCGAUGGUCAGGAUUGA
Molecule: messenger RNA, 939 nt
Organism: Aspergillus niger
Lineage: Eukaryota; Fungi; Ascomycota; Eurotiomycetes; Eurotiales; Aspergillaceae
Exons: 4
Coding region: 1-939 (312 amino acids)
Source: RefSeq, a predicted model, not a curated record